CCGGGACUGGGUCUCCUCGGAGCAGCCGGGCCCGCUUCCUCCCGCCUGGGUUCCGCCCAGGGGCCCCCGCGUCUCUCCGCCUGCACCCAAGGAGUUGGGCGAGAAGGGAAAUGACUGAACUGAGGUUACCAGGAACGUUCACUAAAAUGGGAUUUGGACUCAGGAUUGUCAAGACCAAAGCCAAUGAAAUAUGUACUGAACUACGCUGGCUCUCACAUUGAGCCCGAUCAUGGCUGGAGAUUCUAGAAUCUUCAUGAACCAGGACAUGGAAAUUGGUGUCACCCCCAGAGAGAUCAAGAAGAUUCCCAAACAAGCCCGAGAUGACAUCCCAAUUGCUACUGAUCGAACUCGCCUUUUAGCAGCAGAAAUCAAGAAACCACGACAGCGCUACAUGCAAAAAAGCGGCAAGUGCAAUGUCCACCAUGGAAAUGUCCAGGAAACUUACCGCUAUCUUAGUGACCUUUUUACUACCUUGGUGGACCUCAAAUGGCGUUUCAACCUUCUUGUAUUCACCAUGGUUUACACUAUCACUUGGUUGUUUUUUGGCUUCAUUUGGUGGCUCAUUGCUUACAUUCGAGGAGAUCUAGAUCAUGUAGGAGAAAAGGACUGGAUCCCUUGUGUUGACAAUCUCAGCGGGUUUGUCUCAGCAUUUCUGUUUUCCAUUGAGACUGAAACCACGAUUGGGUAUGGCCACAGGGUUAUCACUGAAAAAUGCCCUGAAGGCAUCAUCCUGCUUUUAGUUCAGGCUAUACUGGGAUCCAUAGUCAAUGCAUUCAUGGUAGGGUGCAUGUUUGUGAAGAUCAGCCAACCAAAGAAGAGGGCAGAGACCCUCAUGUUUUCCAACAAUGCUGUGAUUUCCAUGAGGGACGAGAAACUGUGUCUUAUGUUCCGGGUUGGGGACCUGCGGAACUCCCACAUUGUUGAGGCUUCCAUUAGAGCCAAGCUGAUCAAAUCCAAACAGACCAAAGAAGGGGAAUUCAUUCCUUUGAACCAAACAGACAUCAAUGUGGGUUUUGACACCGGGGACGACCGCUUGUUUCUGGUGUCGCCACUCAUCAUCUCUCAUGAAAUCAAUGAGAAGAGCCCGUUUUGGGAGAUGUCCCAUGCCCAGCUGGAGAAAGAGGAGUUUGAAAUCGUGGUCAUUUUGGAGGGAAUGGUGGAAGCAACUGGAAUGACCUGCCAGGCACGCAGUUCUUACAUGGACACAGAAGUGCUUUGGGGCCACCGUUUCACCCCUGUGCUUACCCUGGAGAAAGACUUUUAUGAAGUUGACUACAACAGUUUCCACAAUACCUAUGAAACCAACACGCCCAUGUGCUCUGCCAAAGAACUGGCCGAAUCCUUCCAGGAAGGACGUCUCCUCAGCCACCUCUCCAGUGGCAACCUUCUGAGCGGAGGGGAAACUGAUAAGGCCAAAGAGGAAGAGGGAGAAUAUCAGGAAGAGGAGAGGGAGAAGAAUAAAGAGGAAGGUCAAGAGCUGGCUGAGUUGAACGGUGCCAAUGGGACAGCGGGUGAGGUGAAAGGCAGGGUGUCCUUAUAACACAGAAACUUGCCAAACAAUAGACAAUUCGGAUGCACCGAACAUGCAGGAGGUGCAAGGGAGACGGAAAACCGAAGGCUUAGAAGAUGAUGCUUUUGUUGUCAAUUUAACACUGAACACAGACAAGUCCUUCCCGUUAUCUGGGCGUCUUCCCUUCUAGCUACAAAACUACAGAGAUUUAAAUGGUUUGAGAUCCAUGGACCAAAAAUGUGCUUGAUGAUGAAUGUUGAAAUUUCAUUGUUCGUUUCUCUGAAUGCUUCUCUUCAGGUGGUGGGAGGGUGUGCAUUUUAAAGGAAUGUAGCUACAGUUUCCCCCCCACCCCCAAUGCUUAAUAAUAAUAUAACAGUUCAUUUGUAUACCACUCUUCUGGACAGAUUAGUGGCCACCCAGAGCAGUGAACAAAGCCAGUGUUAUUAUACCCACAAUUUAGCUGGGGAGCUGAGGUUGAGAGGAAUGGCUUACUCAAGGCCACUCAAGGUCAUCCAAAACAUAAAGGUAUUCACGGCAGUAGUGAGAUUUGAACCAGCAAAGUGCUGCAUCACAGCUCAGUUACUUAAUUACUACGCUGCUCCAGCUUAACAAGGUUGUACAUUAUGGACAGUGAGAUUGCUGAAUUAGAAGAGAGAAGGGGAGGGAGUUGGGAUGGGUAACUUUUGUAUCCAGCCAAGCAUGUCUUGAAUUACCUGUGGGCCAGUACAUUGGGUGGUAGUUUGCCUUCUGGAUCAUAUCCACUGUGACUCCAAUCUAUAGGCACUUGAAAUGCCGUGAAAUGGUAGACCGGAUCUCAGUGCUGGAGACAGAUAACAUCGAGGCUUCUGAUCCUCCUUAGUUUUAUGGCUUCUGUAAACUAUAAAAGUGCCCAGUAAGAUCCAGUCUUCAACGGGGUAAGAAAUUUCCCAAAUGAUCUUAUUAAAAAACGUCUCAUGUUAUGCUACAACCAACCCAUGUCUCCUGGCAAGUAUACAUUCAGCAGGAAGCCACAGCCAAGAAAUCUGGAUUUUGUUAUUAAAGCUAUUAGGUAAAAUCCUCCUCCUCCUCCACGUUUAUAUCAUACAUUUAAAACAUCGUAAAGGACUUUAUAGCCUUUCGAUUGCAUUGAUCAACAACAGCUCUGUGAGAU
Messenger RNA from Eublepharis macularius, 2660 nucleotides. It is a transcript of the gene KCNJ5, whose product is annotated as potassium inwardly rectifying channel subfamily J member 5. Gene Ontology annotation, cellular component: plasma membrane. Gene Ontology annotation, molecular function: G-protein activated inward rectifier potassium channel activity. The coding region runs from base 230 to 1540 and encodes 436 amino acids. NCBI's taxonomy places the organism in Eukaryota, Metazoa, Chordata, Lepidosauria, Squamata, Eublepharidae. Gene Ontology annotation, biological process: regulation of monoatomic ion transmembrane transport; potassium ion import across plasma membrane. The record is from RefSeq and is a predicted model, not a curated record. The transcript is spliced from 4 exons.